Saccharomyces eubayanus is the source of this 258-nucleotide messenger RNA. RefSeq lists its product as uncharacterized. Lineage: Eukaryota; Fungi; Ascomycota; Saccharomycetes; Saccharomycetales; Saccharomycetaceae. The transcript has a single exon. Bases 1 to 258 code for a protein of 85 amino acids. The record is from RefSeq and is a predicted model, not a curated record.
AUGUCAUCUGCUCUAUACAAACAAAACACAAAUUUCACUCAUUCUACCGGUUCUUUCUUACAAAGUGCCCCUGUUGAGUUGACCACAGUUAGUGGAUACCAAGAGUUUUUGAAAAAGCAACAAAAGAAAAAUAAUGAAAUCCAAACAGUCCUGAGCGAAGACAAGUCGCACGGCUAUGUGCUAAUGGGCGGUGAAGUCAUUGCCAAUAUUCUAGGUGAAGCUAAAGAUUAUCUCUUGGAUUUGGCGGGUCAGGCCUAA